Molecule: messenger RNA, 2558 nt
Organism: Eriocheir sinensis (Chinese mitten crab)
Lineage: Eukaryota; Metazoa; Arthropoda; Malacostraca; Decapoda; Varunidae
Product: alpha-2-macroglobulin receptor-associated protein-like
Exons: 7
Coding region: 71-1123 (350 amino acids)
Biological process (GO): regulation of receptor-mediated endocytosis
Cellular component (GO): endoplasmic reticulum; endomembrane system
Molecular function (GO): receptor antagonist activity; heparin binding; low-density lipoprotein particle receptor binding
Source: RefSeq, a predicted model, not a curated record
UGAAAAGGCGAACGUCAACAACAUCAACAACAACAAGCCAGCCGGAGAAUUUUUCCUGUUUCUGUUCCUCAUGGCGUCCUUGCGAGUGGUGUUCCUGUGGGCGUGGGCGUGGGCGUGCGUGUGUGCCUUCGAGAACAAGUACAGUGAGCAGGCCAACAGCAAGGACAGGGUGAAGGUGGAGGAGGCGCCCUUCAGGAUGGGGAAACUCAACAUGCUUUGGGAGAAGGCUGUCAGGCGCCUGUCCGAGCCCAAGCUGAAUCGUCUCCUCUCCGAGCUGAAGAUGCAGGACAAGGAGGAGCUCACCCUCAAGAAGCUGAGGGCCGACAACAUGGACAAGGACGGGCUGAAGGAGGCGGAGCUGAGGAAGAAGCUGAAGAACAUAAUGGAGAAGUACGGACUCAACGCUGACCUGCGCGAGGAGAACCGUGCCGGGGCGGCCACCGAGGCGUACAUGAAUGAGGUGAAGGACCGCGAGAUUCUCAAGGCCAUUUUCAAGGACAAGAAACUGAACAAGCUGUGGGCCAAGGCCGAGGCAUCCGGGUUCACAGAGGUGGAGCUGAAGGCCCUGAAGGAGGAGUUCCAGCACCACCAGGACAAAGUGGAUGAGUACUAUGCGCUGGUCCAGGAGAAAGCACAGCAGCACCAGGAUGACCAGAACACGCUGGACAAUGACAUCAAGAAAUUCGACCUCCUGCAAGAACUCGAGGCAUCAGACAAAUCACAACCCAACCCAACCAACACCAUCAAGGAGAAGCACCGUGAGCUGAAGAACAACAUGGACCGCCUGCACAAGGUGACGAUCAGUGGGCCGGACGGGAAGGAGUUCAUUGAGCCCAAAGUGAGCGGCCUCUGGAAGAUGGCCAUCAGGGGAGACUUCACCAGGGAGGAGCUGGAGUCCCUGCAUACCGAGCUGAAGCACUACGAGCACCGGCUGCUGAAGGUGCGUCACAUGAGCAGCCAAAUGGACUUGCUGCAGGAGCGUGCCGGCGACGACAUUGAGAAGUUGCAGACCAGCGAGGGGCAGCGGGUCAUGCAGGAGCGGCUCGCACAGCAGCAGCGCAAAAUAGAAAAACUUCACGAAGACUUGGAAAUGAGAAUCGCACAGAGACACCUGGAGCUCUGAGACCCCACCCGCCAAGCCUGCUCCAGCACAAAGGGUGAGGGGCGAGAGGCUCAGGUGUGUGUUACUAAGGCAGCGUGUUUAGGUCAUGGAGGUAGAAUUGGUGGAGUCGACACGGCCCGCUAAUCCCGCUAACUGUCAAAUUUACCGCCAAAAGAUGGGGGAUGCCCGAGCCUGGCCGAGCCUAUUAAAAGGGAGCCUGACCUGACAACACCUGACCACACCUGAUCACUUAAUUGGGGAGAUGUCGACUCCACCAAUUCUACCUCCAUGGUUUAGGAAAUGAGGUGAAUGACAAGGCAUUAUUGUUCUCAUCCAGGAGCAGGAUUCAACACCGUUAUGGCUAGACUGAUAUAUUCCUUCACACUGUACUCCUAGGCUUGACUUGUAGGGUAGUAAUCAAGCCCACAAAUAUGUUCAGUAAGAGGAAAGACUUCUGUGAUUCUAGACUUUAUAGUGACAAGCUGCACUGUUGGUGUAAGAUAAGGCACGGCAACUAAGCUGUCAGCCUGGGCUCUGGCAUUACAAAGGUGUCCAGGCUGAGGUGUAGCAUUAGGAAAGACAAGCACCAAACUCCUGUGGCUGUUGGUUAGGUCCUUCAUGAUGUCCCUCUUAACCCAGUAGCAGCGGGGAUCAUGUUUCUUAAUGGUCCCUCCAAGCGAGAAAAAUGAGAAAAAAUCACCCCUCACACAAACCAUUUCAUAAUAUAUAUCAAAGCAUUUGUGAUCAGAUUAUGUAUCAUCUAUUUUGGGAGGUUUAUAUCUUGGCACAAAUUUGGCCCGUCGCUGCGGGUUAAGGAUCACCCACACUUUGUUACGUCUAAUGAUGCGCUUGAGGCCAAAUGUUUCUCCAAGUUGAUAUUUUUGCAAGUUUUCUAUCUGUAUAUGGCGUGCAAUUGUAAUUUAUGUAUUUUGGUAACAUGUUUUUAUAUCUUAAGGAAUUUGUGGAAUCUCAGUCAUCCCAGCCACUUGGUCAUGUUAACUCUUAGACAGCAGCAGUAUUUGAGGAGUAUCUCCCCCAAAAUGAAUGGUCUAUAUACAGUCACUGCCAACCUUAGGACUGUAGCAUGAAUAUAGUUACGCCGCAUAAUGUAUGUUUCAACUAUCAUCUAUAUAUGGAUUCUACAGCAAUCUGGAAGUGUUAUAUUUCUGCCAUACAAAACUGAGUGACUGAAUUUUGGACCGUUGAUAUAUAGUUCCACCGCCGUCUAAGGGUAAAUGAUGGACAGCAGCAGACAGGUUGUUGAUCUGUGUAUGAAAGAAUGAGAGACCUUGUGCUACAGUGACCUGACCAGUAUUCAGGACCACUCAGAAUUUGUAAAACCUUUCUCACCAGCAUGUUGGCUCAUAAGUUGGUUAUAUUAAUACAAAAUGACAAGAUGAUGGCUCAGGUAUCCUCACCAAGUUCAGGAAAUUGUUGAAUAAAAGUUUAUGCUAAA